Molecule: messenger RNA, 1224 nt
Organism: Exophiala bonariae
Lineage: Eukaryota; Fungi; Ascomycota; Eurotiomycetes; Chaetothyriales; Herpotrichiellaceae
Exons: 2
Coding region: 1-1224 (407 amino acids)
Source: RefSeq, a predicted model, not a curated record
AUGGAGUCUCCGGUGCGAGCUCUAUCUCGGUCCUCGUCCUUCGCUCCUGGUCCUCAUCGCCGCUCCCAUCCCAACCUGCAUCACUUGUCUCUCGCACCAUUGACACCCAAGUAUCCCAUUGAUCCUGCGGACUACGACGCGUAUUUCGACCCGUCGACGUCCGAACUCCACACCUCUGCUUCCAUCAGCCAGAUCUCUGGGCUUCCAUCGCCUGGUGGGAUACUGACAAGUCAUUCUGCUGCACAUUCCCGCGCUAGCUCACGAACUAGGUUGAAGAAAAAGACAAAGUCAAGUCUUUCCAUAAGAUCAUCACACCAGCAUAGUGUCAACGACUCCCACCUCGCAGCCCCGUCAGGUGCUUUAUCGAGCGAAGGAUUUGGACACAGGAAGCCGAGCAGUCACCGCGGCUCUAGCCUCCGCAUCCACACAUCCGAUUCAUCAUGGUUGAUCCAAACAGGACUUGCUUUGACAGAGGGCUCCCGUGAAACCAAGGGUCAAUCGUGGAUUGUCAAGCGGGACUCAUCGACAUCGCUCGCCUCACCUUCUUAUGCGGCAUUUGAUGAUAGAUCGCAUGGCCACUCAGCAGUCCGUCCUGGCAGAUCAACUCGUGCAACACCAAGCGUCAGUCGCAGGAGCAGCUUCAAGCGCGGAAGUCGAAGGUCUCUUGCUAUGACUCCGGCAUUGCAUACUCCAUUUCCUUUGGGAGUGGAUGAAGCAGACUCCGACCCGAUGCCGGAUUGGGCCGACGACCGGACCCAAGCUGAAAUUGCGGCUCAGAUCGAGAGCGAAAUGGCCGACGAGUUCGACUACGAUGGAGAUCCGUAUGGCGUGCUGGACUUUGAGGGUCAAUUCGAUAGUGACGACGAUGAUGGUAAUGACAAUGACGAGGAUGAGGUGCGCAGAGAGAUCUUGGCUUCUGGCUAUCAUCUAGGAAGGUGGGUGGAUGGGAUCGUGGAUGUGUUUCUGCGCCUGGAAGACCUACCAGAUCCUGCGUCGGAUGAAAAUCUGGAUCUCGAAGCCGGGACUGGACAGUCUACGAAAGACACCCAAAUUGAGGAGCAAUCAAUACAACCAGCACCUACCACUGUGGAAGCAAACGACUCGGAACAGUCCAGCCACGCGUCUGACCAAUCGAUAGAACCUCCACCUGUCCAGCGACAGGGUGGAGUUUGGGACGAUGUCGCUUGGUUCGGACGCCUCCUGGCGAGGACGGUCAGGUCAUAG